ACAAACGUUCCGAUAAUAAAAUUCCUAUCACCCGACGAGUGCACUGCACUGAUCUAGUAUAAUCUGUCUCCAAUAAAUUAAUCUCUUGAUCUCUUGUGAUCCCACUGUAAUUUUCCUCCACUUUUAGUAUACAAACAUAUCAUUUGAAUAAACAACAAUCAAGAUAACACUUUAUCUAAACAUUUAAAAAACAACCUCGUGAUAGUCGACACAAAAUUAACAGUUACUCAAGCAUUCACACACCAUGAGUCUGACAAUAGAAAACAUCAAAAUCGUCUCCUUCGACGUUAAAGACAUUCGAUGGCCGACAUCUCUGGAAGCCCAUGGCUCGGACGCAAUGCACACGGAUCCGGACUACUCCUGCGCUUACGUCACCCUCAAACUCAAAACGGGCCUGGAGGGCCACGGUGUGACCUUCACUUGUGGCAGAGGCACCGAAAUCGUGGUGGAAGCCUGCAAGUCGCUGAGUGACCUAGUGGUAGGUCAGGUCGUCAGUGACAUCUUCAAAGACUUUGGAACGUUCUGGAGGAGUCUGACCAGCGAGAGCCAGAUUCGGUGGGUGGGGCCAGAAAAAGGGGUCACCCAUCUUGCUACGGCCGCUAUUAUUAACGCUCUGUGGGACUUAUGGGGGAAACUCCUGAAAAAGCCGGUAUGGCAGCUUCUGGCGGACAUGGAACCGGAACAGUUGGUUUCGGUGAUCGACUUCCGGUAUUUGUCGAACGUCAUCACGAAGGAAGAAGCGGUGGAGUUGCUGCGGAAGGGGCGCGCGGGGAAAGAGGAUAGGAUGAACCAGCUGCUGGCUCUGGGAUACCCCGCGUACACCACCCAAGCAGGAUGGUUGGGUUAUUCCGACGAAACUAUCGUCGACCUUGCACAUAAAUACAUGGACCAAGGAUUCACAGCGUUUAAAGUUAAAGUCGGAAAGAAUCUCUUUCAAGAUAUCAAAAGGUUGGAACUCAUUCGCAACACCAUUGGCUGGGACCGGAUUUUAAUGGUAGACGCGAAUCAAGUCUGGGAAGUACAAGAGGCCAUCGACUGGAUGAAGCAACUAGCACACUUUAAACUACUCUGGAUUGAAGAACCUACUUCACCUGAUGAUGUUCUCGGGCAUGCCGAAAUCGCGAAAGCAUUAAAACCUACAGGAAUUGCUGUAGCGACUGGCGAAAUGUGCUGCAAUAGAGUUCUGUUUAAACAAUUCCUCCAAGCGAAUGCUUUAGAAUAUUGCCAAAUUGACUCGGCUAGAAUCGGAGGUGUCAAUGAAAUCUUGAGCGUGUAUUUAAUGUGCAAGAAAUUGGGAGUUAAGGUAUGUCCUCAUGCUGGCGGGGUUGGGUUGUGCGAAAUGGUACAACACUUGCAAAUGUGGGACUACGUGGCGCUGUCUGGAACCAUGGAUGGGCGCUUUAUCGAGUACGUCGAUCAGCAACAUGAACAGUUCGUGAACCCUACAAUCGUCGAAAAUGCUUGCUAUUUAGCUCCAAGGACUCCCGGAUACAACACAACUCUAAAAGAUGACGCUGUUGCUCAAUACGAGUACCCUCAUGGAAGCGUUUGGCAAGAAAUGUUUGCUAAGGGAAUUUUCCGUAGUCCAAGAAAAAAUAAAUAACUUUAUUGUUUACACAUGCUAAAAAAUAAAAUAGGUGUCGUAACUCA
Molecule: messenger RNA, 1650 nt
Organism: Zophobas morio
Lineage: Eukaryota; Metazoa; Arthropoda; Insecta; Coleoptera; Tenebrionidae
Product: mitochondrial enolase superfamily member 1-like
Exons: 5
Coding region: 245-1603 (452 amino acids)
Biological process (GO): amino acid catabolic process; carbohydrate catabolic process
Molecular function (GO): L-fuconate dehydratase activity; magnesium ion binding
Source: RefSeq, a predicted model, not a curated record